Molecule: messenger RNA, 786 nt
Organism: Pyrenophora tritici-repentis Pt-1C-BFP
Lineage: Eukaryota; Fungi; Ascomycota; Dothideomycetes; Pleosporales; Pleosporaceae
Source: RefSeq, a predicted model, not a curated record
AUGCAGACACCGACUGCUCAGGAUCCGAACAAGCCGACCAUAGAGAUGAGCGCUGGUCAGCCAACCGUUCAGCCUCUCCCCCAGCACUCGGCACAUACCCAACACGUCCAGCACCCGCACACUACUGGCCCGCCACACGCCAUUGACCCGGCUAUCGGCGGCUCGUACGAUAUGAGCGCCGGCGGUCCCGAUGAUGGGAACUCAAGUGAGGGCCGUUCUAAGGGUCGGAGAGAGCUAUCCACAUCGAAGCGCGCUGCCCAGAAUCGUGCUGCCCAGCGCGCAUUCCGUCAACGCAAGGAGGAAUACAUCAAGCAGCUAAAAGACCAGGUCAAGGAGUUCGAGCAACUAUGCGAGCUCUACAAGACCCUCCAGACGGAAAACUACCAAUUGCGCGACUACAUCAUCAACCUGCAGUCGCGCCUGCUCGAGACACAGGGCGAGAUACCACCUGCGCCUGCCGGCGUAGACCUUAACCGACCGCUCGGCGACCAAGCAACCAUGCACCAACAACCAGAAGCACCGCAGCCGCCGCCGCAGCAACAGCCUGAACCACAGCACCCGAACCAGAGCCCGAACAACAGCACCGGCGGCCUCUCGGAACGCCAGAUUGGCGAAUUGCAGAUGGCGGCCCAAGCUGCAGCUGCAGCUCAACAUGGCACGGCUGGCAGCAAACACGCCAACUCGGAUUCCUCAUACGACUACACAGAGAAGCGCCAGAAGGUCGACGAAUCACACCAAGGUCAGCAGCCCUCGCCACCCUUCUACUCCAACGCAAAUGCUUAUUGA